AUGAUCAGAAUAAAAUUACCAACUCACAAACAUCCUUUAUACCCUACCCCUUGGGUUCGCAGUUGCAACGGUUGCUGUCGAGAUGGUGAUUACGCCAAAGAUGGCUAUCGUUGCUACGAAUGUAGAACCUUUUUUCACAAGGAGUGUGCAGAGUCAUCUUUAGAGAUCAACCAUUCAUCUCAUCCUGAACAUCCUCUCCACCUUUCCACUAUCGUGGAGAGUCGAUCCCCAUAUCUAAUUUGUAAGUUGUGUGGACUUUUAAUAUAUCAUAUGUUUUAUCAUUGUCCUAUAUGUAAAUUUGUUGUCGAUACGGCAUGUGCCAAAAAUCCACCACCAGAUGUUAUUGAACAUCCCAAAGCACAUGAACACUCUCUUGUCUACCUCAAAAAUGCGAAUGGCACAUGUGAGUUUUGUGAAGAGAUAUAUUGUAGUAGGUAUCUUUACGAAUGUUUCCAAUGUCAAUUAAAAUUCCACUUUGAAUGUGCUAACAUUCCUCUAGAGAUAAUUCAUCCUUCUCACUCUAAACACCCAAUUAAGUUCCUUACACGCGAAGAACAUCAUUUCUCUGAUGGGAAAUGUCGCAUAUGCGGAAACGAAUUAAAGAGAAGAUUUUAUCAUUGUUCAUUCUGUAAAUUCAGUGUGGAUCUAGCUUGUGUAAAUAAUCUACCACCACUUACAAUAUUAUCUCCAAAAGCUCAUGACCAUCAAAUCAGUCUUAUGCCAAGGAUCAUCUCUUUUAACUGUGAUGUUUGUGGGUGGGCUGGUGAUCGAAGUCCUUAUUCAUGCCGACAAUGUGAUUUCAUGAUCCAUCAAAGUUGUAUUGACUUACCAGAGAUCAUCAAUGUUAAUCGUCACGAGCAUCGUCUUUCUAGGCGUCGUCAGCUAAGUCCUGGGAAUUGGAUAUGUGGAUUUUGUCACAAGAAAGUUGAUUGGUCAUGUGGGGCAUAUUCUUGCUCAAUUUGUCCUAAUUAUGCCAUUCAUUCCAAAUGUGCAAUACGAGAUGAUGUAUGGGACAAGUUAGAACUCAAAGGGAUACCAGAAGAUUUUCAAGAAAUCAAACCGUUCAAGGUGAUAAACGGAAACCUAAUACAUCAUUUCAGUCACGAGGAACAUUAUCUACAACUCAACGAGGAAAACAUCACAUGCGGUGAAAACGUUCGUUGUGAAGCAUGUGUCUUACAUAUAAAUUACCAAGCAUUCUACAGUUGUGUGCAAUGUGAUUUCAUUCUCCACAAAACGUGUGCUAAUCUUCCUAGGAUGAAACGACAUAUUUAUUAUGACAAGCCAUUAACUUUAACGAGUGGUGGCAUGACACAAUUUAAGUGUUCGGCAUGCUAUAACUGGUCCAGUGGUUUCAGGUAUGGUACUGAAAGUUUCAAGAUAGAUGUAAUAUGUGGUGAAAUUUCUGAACCUAUCUUCCACGAAAGUCAUGGAUGUCCCUUGUACUACAUUUACAGGAAUGGGAAGACAUGUGCUGCUUGCGGAAAAUGGGAUUCUUCAACAUUUUGCUGCGAUGACUGUAAAUUUGUGCUAGAUCUCAAAUGUGUUGUUUUGCCGAAAACAACGAAACAUUGGUAUGACGACCAUCCACUCUCAUUAUGUUACAGAGUCAAUACAAAAGGAGAGUAUUGGUGUGAUAUAUGCGAGGAAAGUAUAGAAAAAUAUUGGUUCUACAACUGUGACGAUUGUUGUACUGCUUUUCAUACCAAAUGUGUUGUCGGCGAUUUCUCACUUCUCAUGCCUGGUCGAAGCAUAAUCACUUACUAUGAUGAACUGAGGAUUGAAGCGAUGCAAACCAGUCCUCGUUUCUUACCACGGCAUAUACGGCGAAGUGGCCAAAAGAUUCCCUCUAGCACCGGGACCAGCGGGAACUCUAGCCGGUUCAUUGUUUAUUUUCCUAACGAGCAGCUUUAG
Messenger RNA from Eruca vesicaria subsp. sativa (arugula), 1914 nucleotides. The record is from the annotation of a GenBank genome assembly. NCBI's taxonomy places the organism in Eukaryota, Viridiplantae, Streptophyta, Magnoliopsida, Brassicales, Brassicaceae.